Molecule: messenger RNA, 279 nt
Organism: Funneliformis geosporum
Lineage: Eukaryota; Fungi; Glomeromycota; Glomeromycetes; Glomerales; Glomeraceae
Source: the annotation of a GenBank genome assembly
AUGGCCCGAGCAUUAGUAGAAAAAGCCUCUAAAUUGCAAAUGCCUGAUAAUUCUCAUAUCAGAGCCUCCUAUACAAGUACAGUAGAAGCAGGUAUUUCUUUCAAAAAAACUAAUCACUUUGAUGCUGUUAUAGGCAUUACAAAUGUUACAACUCCGGUAAAUGUCAAAGCAUUUAUCCAGAUAAUGUUUCGAAUUCAUGAUUGUUAUGAAAAUAUUCAUGCUGAGCUUAAGAGUGCUCAGCCUAAUAAUUUGUCUACAGCAAUAAGGAGGCAUCAUUAA